UGUCAGAGAUGCAAGUAGAGAAUGUAUGCAACUAUCGAGGAUUCUUGUGGACAAUAAAAUCUUGGUCCCUGUACAGCACCUUUUCAGCAGCCAGCCAGCCAGCUGCCUCCGUACCAACUGUAUAUCAUCAGCUCCCGCAGGCUGCAACAACAUCAGACUCUAGCUGCAAAAGAGAAUCCAGGGAAAUAUUUCUGACCAGGAGCCGAGUGUUCAGAAAUUCCAGGGGAAAAAAGAGCCCGAUAAAAGAUGAGGAAGCUGGAUUUUUGCAGCACUUGUUUAGGAAGACUACAGACAAGCACCAACUGUCACAUUUAUGCUGUAUGAACAUUGCCUUUUUGGUGCUUAUUUGGAUUGGCAUCUCAAAGGCUCAGAAGGAUUGCACAGGUGUGGAGUGUAAGCACCUGGAAAAUUGCAUUGAAGAAGUGCUUGAGCCUGGUGAAUGCUGCGCUGCUUGUCUACAACAUGGCUGCACCUGUGAAGGCUACCAGUACUAUGACUGUGUGAAUGUAGGGUUUAUAAAUGGCAAAGUCCCUGAAGGGCAAUCCUAUUUCGUUGAUUUUGGAAGCACAGAAUGUUCAUGUCCCAAAGGGGGAGGCAAGAUCAGCUGCCAGUUUAUGCUUUGUCCAGACCUUCCCCCAAACUGCAUUGAUGCUGUGCUACCAUCCGACGGGUGCCCUCAAUGUGGAAGAAUAGGCUGUGUACAUGAUGAUCAGAAGUAUGCAGCAGGUCACACAUUCCAUGUGCCUCCAUGCAAGGUUUGCCAUUGUCCCAAUUCUGGAGGGGACCUCAUGUGCUAUCAGCUCCCUGACUGUAAUGAGUCUACAUUAAAUCCUCAUAACCUAUCUGAAUCGGAUGAUGUUGAACCAGAGAGGCACUAUGACGAUCCCUACAGUUAUGACCAAGAAGCACCAGAUGGAGACACUACUCAAGUGGAACCACCUAAAAAGUACUACAGCUAUUCAGCACAUACAGAGCCAGAGAGCACGGGUCAGGAGCAAAGCGAGGACUAUGACUAUCUUGCAAGCAGUGUUACUCCUUCUUCACUACCCCCUUCAGUUUCACGCACUGAAGAAGCUCUGCCACUGACCUUCACAAGUGCUCCUACACACCACCCUGAAACACAUCAUGCCACUGAAAAUAGUGAAGAAAGGACUUCUACAAGCACCAUCUCAACAACUAAAGGGCAGCAGUCAAAUCAUAAAAUGACUACAGCAAGCAGCAUUGAAAAAGAACCUGUUGUGGCAACAACUCGUGUUCCCAGAAAUGUGGCAGAAGUAGAGAGGAAGACUCAGGGGAACAGAGCAAGACACGAGCAAGAAGAAAAUGCCCGUUUUAAAAUCAAACUUAACAUGAAAAAAGACAACAAGCAGAAAGAAAAAUUAAUGGUCUUUAAGGAAUCCAACCUGACUCAGUCACAAGGGCUAAACUCUUUGCAUGAAAAACGGGAAGGUGAUCAUUUCCCCAAGGUCAAGUUUAAUCCAACACCACCAUCUCCUAUUGCGUUAAAAGAAGAGCAAAAUCAACUAUCUCCCAAACAAUCUCAGACACUUUAUCAUUACCAGCCUGAAGAAGAGGUAGAUCCCAAUUCAGUCCAUACUUCCUCCAGAUUACCAGAAGGUUCAACAAAAGAUUUAAUUGAAACUUGCUGUGCUGCUGGACAGCAGUGGGCUAUUGACAACAAUGAAUGCACAGAAAUCCCUGUAAGUGGAACAGAUGGUGAUAUUUGCAGAAUUGCUCAGAAGCAGUGUUGUAUAUCGUAUUUAAAGGAAAACAGCUGCAUUGCUGGCAUGAUUGCUGCCAAAGAAGGUGAUUUGUGUGGACCGGAUGAAAGUGAUACCUGUGGAGGAGCAUUUUAUAAGCAAUGUUGUGAUUGCUGCUCAUUGGGCCUAAGAGUAAAAAAUGAAGGUCAAAGGUGUGAGCCCAACCCAAAUCUUGGCUACCCCUGCAACCAUGUGAUGCUUUCUUGCUGUGAAGGAGAAGACCAUCUUAUUCCUCCUGAGCUAAAAAGGCACCCUGAACCGCUGCCAACAGCAACACCUGAGAAACUUUCAGAAAUUGAGGAUCACAAUGAAGCCUUGUCGAUCAGUAAUGAAGCCGAAUUGUCAAACAGCUUACCUGGAGAUGACCUGGAUGAGUGCCUCGUCUAUCCUGGAGAGCUCUGCCAGCACCUCUGCAUCAACACAGUAGGGUCCUACAAGUGUUCAUGCUUCCCAAGAUUCACUCUGCAGGAUGACGGACGGGGCUGCAAUCCAGAUUUUGAAGAAGAUGGACAAAACACUGCCUCAGCUGACAAAGCCACAGUUGCUUCAACAGCCUUGAACAUCCCAUCUGUGGCCAACAAUUCUUUACACAUAGAAGAAGAUAAGUGUAAAGAUAAUGGACCAUGCAAGCACAUAUGUCAUGUUAUGGAAGGAAAGAUUAUGUGCUCUUGUUUACCUGGGUUUGCCCUCAUGUUGGAUGGGGUUUCCUGUGAAGAUAUUAAUGAAUGUAUAACAGAUGCUCAUACCUGUAAGAGAGGGGAACGCUGCAUUAACACAAUUGGGUCAUUUACAUGCCUCCAGCAACUCAGCUGCCAUUCAGGCUAUGAACUUAAGGAUGGUGAAUGUGUUGACAUUGAUGAAUGUGAGAGAGGAACUCACAGCUGCAAGAUAAACUUUGUAUGUCAAAAUACGAAAGGCUCAUUCUAUUGUGAAUCAAAGCAACGAUGCAUGGAUGGAUUUUUGCAAGAUCCAGAGGGAAACUGUGUGGACAUUAAUGAAUGUACAUCACUUUCUGGACCAUGUAAACUUGGAUUCAACUGCAUCAAUACCGUGGGGUCAUAUACAUGUCAGAGAAAUCUGUUAAUGUGUAGUAGAGGGUACCAUUCAAGUGAAGAUGGAACCAGAUGUGUUGACGUUGAUGAAUGUCAGACUGGUGUACACCGCUGUGGAGAGGGACAGACUUGUCAUAAUCUACCUGGAACUUACCGCUGUGACUGCAAGAUGGGAUAUCAGUAUGAUGCUUUCAGCAGAACUUGUGUUGAUCUAAAUGAAUGCUGGAAUUAUCCUGGCCGAUUAUGUCAACACUCAUGUGAAAAUACUCCUGGGUCCUAUCAUUGUUCCUGUUCUUCUGGCUUUCGUUUGGCUUAUGAUGGGAAGCACUGUGAAGAUGUCAAUGAAUGUGACAACAAUCCAUGCAGUCAAGAAUGUGCAAAUAUUUAUGGUUCCUAUCAGUGUUAUUGCAGGCAAGGCUAUCAGUUAGCAGAAGAUGGUCAUUCUUGCAAAGAUAUCGAUGAGUGUGCACAAAGUGCCGGUAUUUUGUGCACUUUUCGGUGUCUAAAUGUGCCUGGAAGUUAUCAAUGCGCUUGCCCUGAUGUAGGCUAUACCAUGGCAGCAAAUGGAAGGACUUGUCGUGAUAUUGAUGAAUGUGCAAUGGGAACCCAUAAUUGUUCAUCAGCAGAGUCAUGUUACAAUAUUCAAGGCAGUUUCCGAUGUCUUUUGUUCGAGUGUCCAGCUAACUACAGAAAAGUGUCCGAUAUGAGGUGUGAGCGUAUCAACUGCUUCAACUAUAUGGACUGCCAGAACACUCCCUUGCGAAUCACUUACUAUCAGCUUAACUUCCAAACCAACAUUGCAGUCCCAGCUCAUAUUUUCCGAAUUGGUCCCUCACCAGCUUAUGCUGGAGACAACAUAAUCCUUACCAUCAACAAAGGAAAUGAAGAGAACUACUUCAGCACUAGAAAGCUUAAUUCCUACACAGGAGUUGUCUUCCUUCAACGGCAAGUGAAGGAACCCAAAGACUUUUUGUUAGACGUCGAGAUGAAGCUUUGGCGUCAAGGAACAUACACCACUUUUCUGGCCAAAAUUUUUAUCUUCAUCACUUCUCAUGUCUACUGAGGCAAUGUGUCUUGCCCUGGGAGUUUACUGGUGCUAUGGUCUUUAACUUUUCUUCCAGAUCAUGGUAUUAUUAUUAUUAUUAUUUUAGAAAAGCUGUAUCUAGCCUUUGAUAUGAUUUUUCUAGUACAUAAAAUAUUUUUUGUAAAAUUAACUUAAAAAUGUAUUAACCUGUUUUGCUUGUAACUCUUUGUAUUUUUAACAGAGAAAAAGAAGGCUUUGAGUUUUAAAGCAAUGUAUGUAUAAUAGUUACAAUGUGUUCUCUUGGAAUGUUCUGUGGUAUUGCACCAGUGAGGAAUUUAAAAUAGAUUCUUUCAAAUUUAAACAUUUACCCAUUCAGCUGAUUUCAAUGGGAAAAAUAAACAUGUGGACAUUGAGAUCAAUUAGGCUAUUAAAAGUACUUGAGUGCGUGUGAAUCAUGCCCUUACAUAGGUUGGAUGCCUUUUUCUGGUCUUCUUGAUACUAAGUGAAGAAUAAUUGCAUGGCAGACAGAAAAUUCAACCAAUUAAUUCCUUCGGCCUACUGAGCUCCCUUUUUAGUACAUCUUUUCAACAGACAAGAAACCUCAGGAUGCACUUAAUGUAGACGGAGAGCUUACGUGUGUGGGCUGUGAUCUUAUAUCAGCAUCUGUCUGUAGCAUGCCAGCAAAUCAGAUGCUGACGUGUCAUCUUUCCCUCUCCCAUUUGCUUGCUGGCUUCUGUGGCAGGGGCUCUUAUUCCUUCUCUUCUAGCUGGAGCAGUGAUGGCAAGCAAGCUGAGAAGCAAGAGGGCAAAGUACAGCUGACAUAGCAGCACCUGAUUUGCCAAUGUGCAAGAGAAAAGUAUUAACUGAGAAACAAAUCUUUUUCCAGCACCUUUAGUGCCCUGUUUAUCAUCAAUCUUUGCAUCAGAAACCGGCAGCCUUAAAUAGCUGGUUGUUGUGAAAGAAAGGAAGCUGAUCUUCUUUAGUGUUAUCCUGUAUCUAGAAAAGGGCAGCCUGGGCAAUUUUUUUUUCAUAGUGUUACUUUUCCACAGAUCUUAUACUAAGGUGUUCUAAUAACAGGGUUUGAAAUCUGCUUCAACACCACCCCAUCAGAUCCCGAGUGAUUAGGUCAGGGGCAUUCUAACAGCUAUAAAAAAACCAGUGGUGAGCUGCUGCACGACUGUGACUUCAGCAUUGCCACACUCAGCACAGCUUCACCUAUUGUGCAUCUGUUGCUGUGUGUGCCUCAGUUUCUCAUCAGAAACCUGAUGACAACAUGCAAACAGCCUUAAAGUUGGUGUAUACUGUGAUUGUACACUGUGUAGCCAUCAUGUUUGCUAUACAAAAUGUAGAGCUGCCCUUCAAUAUGCAGGCCAGUGUUUGCGAUUGUGGUGCCAAAUAGAAAUCCAGAUACUUGGUAUUAAGUUCUUUUCCUUUCCCUGUAACUUAACAGCCCACAAGCCACACAUCAAGUAUUUUAUAAAUAAUUUGUGACUCCGUGGAUAAAUAUGGCUAGAUCAUAUGAGCAUUUUCUUAUCUUGCCUGACAGCAAGAUCUUUAAUUUCUGUUGUUCAGAAAUAUUCUGUAGAUGGUCAGUCCAUGGAGUAAUAUAUUGGUUGCAAAAUAAAUUGUCACGGAGGCAGUUAAAAAGAAUAUGGGUGGUUGAAUCAACUUGAUCUGUACAAUGGUUACAAUAGCACUUCUCAGGGAGGAUUUUACUAAAAUGGCCUUUUGUCUCAGCAGAAGGCAACACAUUGCAUCUGAGUAACAUAAAAGAACGCCAAUAUUUUGGAAGUGUUAAGUAGAAAAAAUAUUUAGCUGGCUCAAACAUUUUCUGAUAGGAUAAGUGAAAAUCAAUUGGGGAGCAUUUCUGAUAAGCUCUGGAUUUUAAUGUAGUCCAGUCUUUUUAAAAUAAUUGGUUUCUUACAUCUUGCAAGGAUUUUUUUAGUGAAACUCUAUGAAUCAAACUUGGGUUUAAUAUUGCAAGCUUUGAGUCGAUUGGGUUAACCCAAGUUUUGAACCAAUUGGCUAUUACCAGUUGCAGUAGAGACGGUAAAGCAUUAGAUUCAUGGAGUGACAAUCUGAAUUUAAUGGCAUGGUACCAUGCUAAUGUUGAAAGCUGAGGGAGUCCCAGUUUGAGCCGCACCACAGCUGAAGGUACACUAGGAGGAAUUAAAAGAAUCUUACAAAAGAAGGUUUGCUGAAGCUUAUCGAGUGGGUCCAUUGACCCAAAUUGGGGCGGCAUAGAGCAAUUUGGGGAGAAUGUUAUCUUUAUAUAGCAUUAACAAGAGUGGGAUAAGUUGACCUCCUUUGGUGUAAAAAAAUUUCUUAAAAAUAGUUAAUGUCAUUUGGGUCUUCCCUAUGACAAAUUUUAUUUGGGAGUUCCAGGUCAAAUCAAAAUUAAACAUCACACUGAGAUAUUUGAACUGUAACUUCUUUGAUGGUUUCUCCAAAAAUUUGCCAGGGAUGUUCCUUCAAGUGUCUUGACUUAGAGAAUCUCAAGAUCUUUGUUUUGGCAAAAUUUAUGGUCAGCAACUCUUGGGCACAGAAGGUACAAAAAUCAUGUACAAGUUUUUUCAGGCCAACUGGAGUUUGACUGAGAAGAUUUCCUACAAUAAUUUAUGUAGCCUUUUCCUCAACUACAAACACAUCUCUAAUGGGUCUAAUCUGGGUGGGAGCACAACCGGUGCUUAAAGUUAAUAUUUGCUAAAGCAUUUGCAAAGUUAGGUUAGGGAACAGAAGGAAGUGCUAUGUUUUCUUGCUGACAUUUGCAGUUUGGGGUACUUGCCUGGUUUAUAUUUAAACUUAAUCCUAAAGCAACACCUCAUUUUCAAUGAAUUCGAGGUGCAGACAAGGUGUAUUAUACUUUUUCAAGGAAAUGCCAAAGAUUAAGUAUGCCAAACCAAAGAUGAGAAAUGCCAAAGCAUUUUAACACUUCAUUGAAUUGCAUGCAUGUCCAAUUAGUAUGUUAAGAUAAAACUUGAAGAAAACAAAUGAGAUUUAUUUUUCUGCAUUACCAGCCUGAAUGGCAUGGUGGAAAUGUGGGAAGCUAGUUAAUCUGGGAGCUUGUAGAAGUCAUAGGUGUGCUAACAGAAGUAUACAAGUUUAAAUUUUUUUUAAAAAAAUGUUCAUACUUUAUAGAAAACCGAAUGAGAUCCAGACCUGAUGGUGCACAUGUGCUAUUGGGUAGCUUAAUCAAAAGAUUUGUUGAAACUUACAAGUGAACAGAAGAAUUUCAAAACAAAUGUUUGUUUUUUAGAUACAGUGCUCUAGUUGUAUUAUUUUAUGGAAUAUCUAUUAACAUAGUUAUCCUGACUCUACAAAAAUAUUGAUGAAAAACGUAAAUACAAUAUAUAGGAUUCUUGUUGUUUUACAGUAGAUUUUUUAAAUCUUUUCCUUAUUCUCCAGUGGAUCUUAUUUUGUAUAUAAAACAAAGGAGAAGUCAUAUCCCAAAUCUUUUUUUUUACAGUGAUCUGCAAUAUUAUGCAAUGUAAAAUACUAAUUUGUUAUGGAUUAAAUGUGUAAAUUCCUCUUUUGUUUAAGGGGAGUGGAGAUGAGAAAAUUCUGUACUGUUCUCACCUGAGUAACCAUUCCAACACUGUCAUUUUUGUUCAGAUAUCAGUGCACAGUAAAAUAUCAGUAUGGUUUUA
Eublepharis macularius is the source of this 7483-nucleotide messenger RNA. RefSeq names its product fibulin 2 (gene FBLN2). Gene Ontology annotation, molecular function: calcium ion binding. Gene Ontology annotation, cellular component: extracellular region. NCBI's taxonomy places the organism in Eukaryota, Metazoa, Chordata, Lepidosauria, Squamata, Eublepharidae. The record is from RefSeq and is a predicted model, not a curated record.